Molecule: messenger RNA, 1705 nt
Organism: Eurytemora carolleeae
Lineage: Eukaryota; Metazoa; Arthropoda; Copepoda; Calanoida; Temoridae
Product: rho GTPase-activating protein 44
Exons: 4
Coding region: 29-1630 (533 amino acids)
Biological process (GO): positive regulation of GTPase activity; regulation of Rac protein signal transduction; regulation of actin cytoskeleton organization
Cellular component (GO): intracellular anatomical structure
Molecular function (GO): GTPase activator activity
Source: RefSeq, a predicted model, not a curated record
UUAAUAUAAAAUAUUUUCCAGUGUAAUUAUGACAAUGAGAAAAGGAAUGACAAAGUUCUCACUGACAAAUAGUGAGGAAGGUAUGGAACCAGAAUACAAAGAACCAUACAACAGAUUGGUAAAAAUUAAACGCAACUGUAAGAAUGGAAUCAAGGGGAUAAAGGAAACCUUGUGUCUAAAAUCAGAUAAAUCACCGAAAGACUCCAUUUACACCCGAGCCUACCUAACCCUGGAGGAAAAGGUUUCUGAGAUACAACAUGAAGAUUCUCCAGUUAAAGAUAUUUUACUUCAAAUUGCGAGUAUUCAUCGAUCUUUUGCAAUUGAACAGGCAAAUUUUGAGAGCAGAGUAGCUGACACUUUAGAUAAUGGACACAUUAGCAACUUCAUAAACAAGGAGUUUCCAAGACUUGAAGCAGAAAAGAAUGUUUAUAAGAAAAUGUCAAAAGAAAAGGACAGCUGUGAGAACAAAGCGUGCAAAGAAAAAGAGAAACGAAGACCCAGUGAUUUAUCAAGUUCAUAUCAUGAAGAUAAGCUCGAAGACGAUGUUGAGAGGAGUAAGAAAGAUGCUGAACUUGCAGAGGAUAAGUUCUCGUCUUCCCUUUACUCCCAGAUCAGUAGGGAGGCAAAGCUGGCCGAGAAUUUUGUUCAAUAUGCAGAAAACUUAAAGGAGUGUUUGAGAAACAUGAACGCCAAACUUGAUGAAAUUUUGCCGCAAAUGAACGAGAUUAUAAAAAAUACAAGAAGGAAACCUAUCUUUGGAGAGCCAUUAGAGUACCAUUUAAAAACUACAAAAGCUAGAAUUGCAAAACCUUUGCAUUUUGCUGUGAAGUCGUUAGAGGAUAGUUUGGAUGAAGAGGGACUGUUCAGAAUCAGUCCAGGUCUUCUACAGUUAAAGAAGGCUAAAUCAAUGUUGGAUGCUGGACUGCCCUUCUCCAAGGUUUCUGGAAUUCUAGAGGAUCCUCAUGUUGCAGCGGGGGUCAUUAAAUGUUAUCUUAGAGAACUGCCGGAUCCGCUUUUUAUGUCGGAAUUUCUUUCAGAAUGGGUUUCAAUUGAGCAGCUGGAAGAUGAUAAUCACAGACUUCGAGAAAUAAAAUCUAUUAUUAGAAACAUGCCUGAUGAAAACCAAGAAAAUAUUGCAUUUCUUUUCCAAUAUCUUCAAAAGCUCACAUUAAACUGUGACGCAAAUAAGAUGACUCAGGACAAUGUGAAUAUAGUGUUUACUCCCAACCUUCUCUGGUCCAAGGAAGAUGAUAGAGUACGCGGUUUGACGCGCACAGUGAAGACGAUGCUAACCCACGUGCAGGAGAUUUUUCCAGAGGAAAUAAUUUGUGAUGAAGUGGUCUGCAGCAUUCACAGCAAGAUGGAGGAAUCUAUAAUAGUUGCGCGAUUGGAAACAUUUUUAGAACGAGAAGAGGAUAUUUGUAGAAUUGUAGAACCAACUGAUGUAGAUUCUGAAAAAUAUCAUUCAGCAAUUCAGUUUAGAACUAAACACAAGAGAAAUCAGUCGGGGUCGGGUCUUCUUGGAUUAAUGACUAACAUGAAUUUAAGAAAGUCAAGUUCCAUGGGACAUUUUGACAAUAGAGCAAGCAGACCAGAGAAAUGGAGAAAUCAACAUCAAGAUACUUUGUAGGUUCUUACUUCUAAACAAUUCUAUUAAAUAAAAACUAAUUGAAGCUAAGAAAAAUAAAAUAUUGCUUACUGGAAA